This is a messenger RNA of Pseudomassariella vexata, 1527 nucleotides long. RefSeq lists its product as uncharacterized. The transcript is spliced from 6 exons. Lineage: Eukaryota; Fungi; Ascomycota; Sordariomycetes; Amphisphaeriales; Pseudomassariaceae. Gene Ontology annotation, molecular function: FAD binding; oxidoreductase activity. Bases 1 to 1527 code for a protein of 508 amino acids. The record is from RefSeq and is a predicted model, not a curated record.
AUGGCUUCACUCUUCCGCAUUGCUGCGCUUCUUUUUCCAUUGGCCGCUUCUGGCCUUCACAUAUCAACGACUCUGGAGUAUAGCCACUUUACGCGGCGCCUGGUGAACAUAACUCAAGCUCAGCACGAGCUAGGCUCGCACUUAUCUUCAGCGGCGACGAUAUUUGGUCCCACGGACCCCGACUGGGCCAAUGCGACGGAGCGGUACACAACAUACGCGCCGCCAAAGAUCCAACUCGUGGUGGUGCCGGGCAUAGAGUCUGAUAUUCCCACGAUAGUCAAAUGGUCCAACCAGAACAGCCUGCCGUUCCUCGUCAAGAACCGCGGUCAUUCUUUAACGAGCUCGACUGGAAAGUUCAAUGGCAUUCAGAUCGACAUGUCUGGUCUGCGGAACAUCGACAUCCAACCCGAUGGAAAGACGGCAUGGUUCCAAGGCGGAACCUAUGAUGGCCAAGUGAUGGAGUACCUUUGGGAUCGAGGCUAUGUCGCGACAACUGGAUCCUGCGCUUGCGUUGGGAUGAUGGGCCCAGGGCUUGGCGGCGGUCACGGACGCUAUCAAGGCCUAUACAGCUUGAUCAGCGACAACCUGGUCAACUUAAAUGUCGUACUAGCAGACGGCUCUGCUGUCGUAGUGAAUGAGACUGAGAACUCGGGCCUGUGGUGGGGCAUGCAGGGCGCAGGACACAACUUCGGCAUUGUCACCAGCUUCGAACUCAAGAUUUAUCCGAAGAACCUCGACACAUGGCACUACCAUAACUACAUCUUUACCCAGGAUAAGCUUGAACCAUUCUUCGACGCUUUGAACACACUUCACAAUAACGGGUCCACUCCCGUGCUCAUGGCUUUGGAAAUGGGUGGAUUUGCCAUGGAUCCAACCAUCAGUGAGACAGAAGCUAUCCUCACGUGGUCUUUUGGAUACGCUGGCCCAGCCGAAGAUGCCGAGAAGUUGCUCGAGCCAUUCAACCAGCUUGGCCCCGUCCAUGAGGACACUGGCGACGUCCCAUUCCCUGAUAUCCCAGCGGCUAUGGGGACUGGACAAGAUGAGCCCAUCUGCUCAGGAAAUCAGACGCACAUACAAUCGUCAGCCGGCUUGCAGGUGUACAAUAUCACUGCGGAACGCCAGAUAUAUACUCAUUUCAACCAGAUGAUUGCAGAUCACCCUGAGUUCGCCGUCUCUGUCGCUUUUCACGAGGGCUACGCAACCGAGGCCGUCACCAAAGUCGACCCGGCUCUCUCGGCCGUCCCGUACCGGGACUACUACCUCCUCACAUACUUCGAGGUCAAGGUCCCCACCGACACUUCUACUGAGCUGAAAGACCUGGCUCACAAGUACUCCCAAGAGAUCCGAGACCUAUGGAAUGCCGGUGCUCCGGAUCUCAAGCCCUUGACCUACGUAAACUACGCCUUCGGUGACGAGUCACUGGAAUCCAUAUAUGGUUACGAGCCUUGGCGAUUGGAAAGACUGCGCGGUCUGAAGCAACAGUAUGAUCCGAACAAUGCGUUUGCCUAUUACAAUCCGAUUAUAUGA